AUGAAGGCGACCCUUGAUGGUGUAGCCCCCUACGUUUACAAGCAGUCGACCGAUACUUACGGCUCCCUCGUCCGCGUGGGACCAAAUGACCUAAUCACAGACGAUCCCGAAAUCAUUCGAAGGAUGAUGGCCGUCCGAUCCCCAUAUAUACGGGGCCCAUGGCACGGGGUGCAGAAACUGGAUCCCGCACGAGAUAAUCUGUUUUCCAUGAGAGAUGAGGAAAAGCACCGCGAUCUGCGUUCGAAAAUGGCUGCUGGUUACUCUGGAAAAGAGAAUCUGUCGAUGGAAAGCACAAUCGACUUGCAGAUCGCCAAGCUUAUGGAGCUUAUCGAAACGAAAUACAUAUCUCGCGACGGUACUUAUCGGCCGAUGGACAUGGGUCAGAAGGGCCAGUUCUUCACGCUCGACGUCAUCAGCGACCUCGCUUUUGGCGAAGCAUUUGGUUUUCUGGAAAAAGACGACGAUGUGUACGACUAUAUCAAGAUCACCAAGGGGUUCAUUCCCUUCAUGAUUGUCCUGUGUCAUCAGUAUUGGCUGGCAGAUUUGCUGCACUCGGGCCCCUUUCGAGGCUUGUUUCCCCAGGCUAGUGACAAGUUCGGCUUCGGCGCUUUCAUCGGUGUAACAAACAAGGCAGUGGCAGCUCGGUUUCAGCCGGGCGCUGAGAAUCAAUUCGACAUGUUGGGCUCAUUCAUCCGCCAUGGAUUGACCCAGGAAGAGGCCUCGGGCGAGGCCCUCUUGCAGGUAAUGGCGGGGAGCGACACUUCCGCCACGACCAUUCGAAUGGUGCUUCUCUACCUCCUCACGACACCGAGAGCCUACCGCAGACUUCAGAAAGAGAUUGACGACGGCAUCGCGUCCGGCAAGAUAUCGACACCGAUCAAGAACUCGGAAGGAAAAGAGCUGCCCUAUCUCCAAGCUGUCGUCAAGGAGACCCUACGUCUGAACCCCCGGCGUCUGGGCCAUUUUUCAAGCAGAUCCAAGAAAACCUUUGGGGAAGACGCGGAAAUCUUCCGUCCCGAGCGCUGGAUCGAGGAACCGGACAAGGAGAGGCUGGCCGUGAUGAGCAGCACGGUCGACCUCGUCUUCCACUAUGGCAAAUAUCAGUGCAUCGGAAGGCCCGUCGCUUUGAUGGAAUUCAACAAGAUCUUCGUCGAGCUUCUACGACGAUUCGACUUUUCCAUCGCGAAUCCGCACAAGCCUGCGGACAUCACCAACUUUGGAAUCUGGGCAAUUGAAAAUUUCUGGGUCCGAGUUGAGAAGCGCGAAUUCUAA
Parascedosporium putredinis is the source of this 1272-nucleotide messenger RNA. The record is from the annotation of a GenBank genome assembly. NCBI's taxonomy places the organism in Eukaryota, Fungi, Ascomycota, Sordariomycetes, Microascales, Microascaceae.